This is a messenger RNA of Lolium perenne, 1107 nucleotides long. The record is from RefSeq and is a predicted model, not a curated record. NCBI's taxonomy places the organism in Eukaryota, Viridiplantae, Streptophyta, Magnoliopsida, Poales, Poaceae.
AUGGAGAUGUUGGGGGAGGUGAGCAUUAACCCACUACCGCCAUUCAGCAACGAUAACUACUGCGCGGAAGAAGGGGAAGAAGGGGACGAAGGGGACGAGGAAGAGGACGACGGUGUGGUGGAGGUCACGGCCGAUGGAAAUCGGAAGAAGAGGCGGGCCAACAACUACACGGAGGUUGAAGACGCCACCUUGUGCCGAGCUUGGGCCUCCGUGGGGAUGGAUGCUGUCUCCGGCACGGAUCAAACAGGCAAGCGCUACUGGCAGCGCAUCGAGGACAAGUUCCACAAACUCAUGCCGCGCGUUCACCAUCCUGUCGAUCGCACCUACCGCUCCCUCCAAGGUCGUUGGGACGCGAUCAAACCGGCGUGUAGCCGGUGGGCAGCAGCAAUGGACCAAGUGGUGUCCAAUCCUCCUAGCGGCGCAACUGUCGACGAAUAUGAUCGCAUUGCCGAUGCUAGGUAUAGAGACAUGGCCGGCAGCAAGGGCAAGAGCUUCACCAUGCGUCAUUGUUUUGAUGUGCUCCAACACCUUCCCAAGUGGAAGUUGAGGGAUGAAGAGGUCGCUCUGAAGAAGGCUGCGAUGGUUGCGCUCGACGACACCGAGGACGAGAAGGAUGGCAGGAACGCCGACAAGCCAGAGGGGAACAAGAAAGCGAAGGAAAGGAUGAGGCUCGAGGGGGAGGCUGCAUUGUUGAGGGACAAGUUUGAUCAAAUGAUGAAGUCGAAGGAGGUGAUAGCGACAAAGACUUUGGAGACCAAGCGUGUCAUCAUCGAGACGAAGAAGGAGGUGAGCCUUGCAAAGCUUGAGGCCAGCCGAGAGGAAGCAAAGAACAAAGCCAAGUUGGAGGAGAUGAGGAUCGAUGUGAAGAAGGCCAAAGCAACGAAGCUACUAUUGGCCGAAGAGAGGGCAAUCUUGAUGAUGAACACGAAGGAAAUGAAUGAGCUUCAGCUGGAGUGGUGGAAGGAGACCUCGGCGGAGAUCACGGCGAGGCGAAGAGCUGCUCGUCAAGAGGCAACUGCUGCUGCCGAUGUGCAUCCAGGAGGUGGUGCCGAUGUGACUCCUGCAGGUACUGCCGAUGGUGCUGAUGGCGGUACUGCCUAUGUUUGA